Molecule: messenger RNA, 904 nt
Organism: Coregonus clupeaformis (lake whitefish)
Lineage: Eukaryota; Metazoa; Chordata; Actinopteri; Salmoniformes; Salmonidae
Product: homeobox protein koza-like
Exons: 2
Coding region: 80-688 (202 amino acids)
Biological process (GO): regulation of transcription by RNA polymerase II; cell differentiation
Cellular component (GO): nucleus
Molecular function (GO): DNA-binding transcription factor activity, RNA polymerase II-specific; RNA polymerase II cis-regulatory region sequence-specific DNA binding
Source: RefSeq, a predicted model, not a curated record
UUCCGUACUUGGCUUGCGUGCUUCAUUCAAGCCUUAGUCUACAUUCGUUGGCCAAUAAAGUGGAUUACUAACUGCAGAAAUGUCGGAGACCGUCAAGCCACUAACUUCAUUUUUAAUCGAGGACAUCUUGUCCAUUAAAGAUAAGACACUGCUAAACUUUCCGUGCUCUUCUUCACACAAGUCCAAGGAGGGAUGCGCUCAAUGGAAUAACCAACAGCCCGAUCAGGUAUCACAGUCAGUGGAACUUUGGGCACAGCAUACAGCAUUUGGAGCGCGGAAAGAUUCCAUUGCCAGCUCUAGUUCCAGCACCCCAGAUGCUAUGAAAAGUUUUACAUCAGCGGGCAAACAGAAGCGCUCGCGCGCUGCCUUUACGCAUCUGCAAGUGCUAGAACUGGAGACUACAUUUAACCACCAGAAGUACCUGUCCGCUCCUGAAAGAGCCCAUCUUGCCAACACCUUGAGACUGACCGAGACGCAAAUUAAAAUCUGGUUUCAGAACAGAAGAUACAAAACCAAACGCAAGCAGCAAGCUACGGAGUACUAUAAGGACACAUUUCAAAAGUCAGAAGGACUAUGUACAGAGGACGAUUUAGUCAGAGCAUCACUUCUCACCACGUUGUACAAAACAUAUCAAUACCGACCAUAUGUGUAUGACUUUAAUCGCACAUGGAGACCAACACUAUGGUGAACAUUAAAUAUACUGGACAAUAUUCAUGUCAAUAUGGUAACAUAGGUAUUUGAUCUAUUCAGCAGAGUAACUUGUCAUAUUUUUUCAUAAUCUACUUUUCUAUGGCUAUACACUGUAACCUACCUAUGUCAUAAACUGUCAGCUGUCAUUUAUUUAUAUUUAUUUUUAUUCAAAUUUAUGUUGCAAGAAAAUAAAGGGUGACUGAUUUGAAAUUGA